UUUGCAUACUACGCUAGUGAAGGACAGAAGGCGCUGCCCUAUGCCUUCGCUGAGCUCAUCGAUAACGCGCUGUCAGCCACAGCAAGAAACACGGGAAUCAGGAGAAUUGAAAUCAGACUGCUGUUUGAUGAGUCUCAGGGAGGACCUGCUGUUGUGGUGAUGGAUAACGGCUGUGGAAUGACAUCUAAACAGCUGAACAACUGGGCCGUUUACCGUCUGUCCAAGUUCAUACGAGAAAACGGCAUGAAGAGUGAAGAAACCGGUUACGUGCGGCCGGAUCCAGUUCCACGCAGUCUGAACAGUGACAUCUCGUAUUUUGGAGUCGGAGGCAAACAGGCUGUGUUUUACAUCGGCCAGUCUGUCAGAAUGAUCAGUAAACCUGCAGGCUCUCCAGAUGUUCAUGAAUUUAUCAUGUCUAAAGAAGACUUUGAGCGCAAGCAGAUGAACAAGGAAGUCAUUUACUCUGGCUUCAUUAGAAACAGGAAGCCUGGCGAUUACUCACACGUGAAUGGAAGCGAGGAGCAGUUUCUGCAGUCCAUUGUGACUGAAGAAGAAGGAAAGGAGAGUUUUACUGCAGUUGUCAUCACUCGAGUCCAACAGGAACACGUCACCUUCCUGAAACACAAUUUCAGUCUGUGGACCAGAGAGUUGGCGCAUACAUACCAUUACUAUAUACAUGGAGUUGAUGGAAACGACCAGGAAAAAAUUAGAAUAAAUGACCACGUCUCCAACAUUGACAUUCAGAUCACUUUGCUCGAGCGCUCUCCUCGAAUACCCCGUGUGAUGAAUCUGAGAGAGGUGGAGAAUGACAUGCAGACUCUGUAUAUCAACUCUAGUUUUUCUACUUUUGAGUUCAAAGCCACCGGCGCCGGAGAUUCCUUAGUGGAGGGAUUGAUCCGUUAUCACCCGUUCCUCUACGAUCGAGAAACAUACCCAGUGGAUCCAUAUGCAUUAGGUCCUUCAGAGGAUGAGGAUGAAGAUUGUGUAAUUCUGAACUCUGAAGCUCGGGGCAAGCGGCCGAUCUUUGAGUGCUUCUGGAAUGGGCGGCUCAUUCCCUACACCACUGUCUCAGAGUUUGAGUGGUGUGCAAGGCCUAAGAAAGCAGGUGCAGUGCCGCUGGAGUGUUAUAACCGGAUUUCAGGAGUUCUCUUCGCCAACGACCGAUUCCAAGUCAGUACCAACAAACUUACUUUCAUGGACCUGGAGCUUCAACUCCGUGACAACAACACCAUUUUUACCAGAGUGCACAAUGGCCAGGAGCUGCGGGUGAAGAUUGAGAGGGAGUUUACAAACUGGUUAAAAGAAUGUCAUGAGCGCUUCGAUAAGCAGGUGAUGUUUCAGGGUUUUCUGGGUUCGACGACUCGUACAGAUGUUGCCACCAAACGGCUUCAGUCACCCUGGGCUCAAUUCCACACCAUUAAGUGGGACAGCAAGACUUACAAGAAAGGACAAUGUGUGAAGUCAGUGAAAACAAACCCCGUCUUUGUUGGCUCUAUAGUUAAGUUCUUGCUCUACGGAGAGCAUGAAGGAGACGUGUACGGCACAGGAGGAUAUGUCCAGAUUGCACUGGAACCAAAGGAGUUGUAUGAUGAGCUGAGGAUCGUUCCCAUCUCUAAGAUCGACAGGCUGGCUGCAGCCGCAACCAUUAAGAAGAAAAUCGAGGAUGAGCUCGCAAAACUUCCAGAUCAGCUGAGGGUUACGUGGCCUGAGGGAAACGCCUGGGCUGAGAAUGAAGCUCGACCGGCUGGCACACCCAUGGGUCCAGUUAAAGUGGAGAUUUUGAACAAAAAAGGAGACUCGAUGUCUCGGCUGCCCGUGGCUGGCACUACUAAGAAACUGUUGAUUGAGCUAAAAGUCAUCUGGCACUCUCCUAAAGGGGACGUCCAGACGAACUCCCACAUUGGUGUUCAUUCAUCCAAGUGGGAAUACUGGUUCAAGCCCAUGGAGAAUCUCAGUAAGCUUGGGAAGUACACGCUGCAUCUGCAGACCAUGCUGAGUGACAACUCGGCCAGCGAAUGGGCCGGAAAAAGACUCCCCAACCACACCCUCAAGUUCUCCAUUAAAGAAGGUGAAGCAGUAUCUUUUGUUCUAGGCAUCAUUUCCUCUCCCGUCCAUGUCGGAGUUCCCUUCAGUAUUCCUCUAGAUUUUAGGGAUGAGUUUGAUUAUCCCACCCAGCCACCCUGUGACAUUAAACCCCAGCUGGAAUGUAGUUCACUACAGCUAAGUUAUGAGGGAAUCGCAUUUGGGACCACUUGUGUCAUCAGAAAUGUGAGGGCCAUGGGACAGAUCAGUCAUCAAAACAAGAUGUACACAGUGAAGGUGCACAUCCCAGGACUGAAGCAGGACAGUCAGUCUCUUCAAAUUGUAUUGCAACCCGGCCCUCCGCACACUCUCGUGGUGUUGCCAGAUGGUGAUGUGCUCUCUGUUGAGAAUCGAACUCCAGCAAACUUCAGAGUUGAGGUUCACGAUGAGUACCAGAAUAUCACCACUCAGCCUAAACUCACGGUCCGCUGCCAGUUGCUGGGGGCCCCUGAUCUGCCCGUGGAUGUUGUGGACUGCAGUAACACCGGCUCUGGACUCCUGCUGACCAAACCACUUCUGCUGAAGACCGUAAACGCUGAGCAAAUCCUUACUGCUAAGUUCAACAUUCCUAACCACAGGACAGUGGCGUGCGUGGAACGCCAGCUCCGCGUCUUGCCCAGCUCACGAAUAUCCCGUUUGGAGAUCUACAGACAGGAAGAGGGCUCUGAUGAUGUCAUGGUGCUGCAGAACGCCGAGCGCAUUGAUUGGACGGCAGGAGACACGCUAGGAAACCUGUGCUUCAGACUGUAUGAUGAGGGCAAUAGACUGGUUUCCCUUCGGCCAAAACUCACCAGCAUGAUUAAGGUGAAUUGGACAGCAGAUAUAAACGCAGAAGAGCUUUCUCAGGGAAAACUGCCUCCUUUAAGUGUCCCGUCUCAAGCACAGAGAGAGCAUUUCUACCACGUGUCUUUCCACGACCAGCACACGGUCAACUUUUCCUUCAUCAUUGUGCCUCGUCCAGAUGAGCCUGAGCGUUUGCGGGUCAACCUCAGCGAGUCGACUGUGAAAAUGGGAGAAAUUCUGUCUGGAAACAUAUAUGUAGAACUUGUUGAUCAGUACGGGAAUAAAACGGACUGUCUGAACGCUGAUAUUGUGAAGACUUUGAGUGUGUCUGCUGAUGGUCUGGAUAAAUCAGCUCUGGCCGUUGAAUGGCAGGCCAGCAGUGGACGGUUGUCUGUAUGCCGGGUCCGGUUCGUAGGAGGAACUCCUGGCCCGAGGGAGUUGUGCUUUAAGUAUCAGGACAUGAUGGAAUUUGUGCGAAUCGAAGUCACCGCGGGACCUCCGGUACAGAUAAAGCUGCUGGAGAAGCCAGAGAUGCCUCUCCAGGUCGUGAAUGGCCAGGGCUUGGACGCUCCGCUGGUCGUGCAGCUGUGUGACGAAUGGGGAAAUCCUUCACCAGACCAGCGGAUUGAAAUCAUGAUGAAGGCUCUGAUGCCAAAGUUGAAGAUAAAGUCUUUAAUAUCUUCUCAGCCUGUGGAUUCAGAAGGAAAAGCUUGCUUCGUAUUAGAAACUAUAAGUGGUCCAAAAGGGGUGCAUCAGUUGCAGUUUCAGGGGUCUUUUGGCAGGAAGGGGAUUCCUGGACCUGUAGUAAAACUAAACUUGAUUCCUGACCCCAACAAACCCGUCGAACUCUCUAUUAAAUAUGACAGUGCUGCUAGCUUACAUGCAGGGGACAUUUUCCCAGUGUUUACAGUGAUCGUGAUUUCUGAGGAUGGCACGCCGGUGAGAAACAUCUGCCCUGCAAACCUCUCGAUGCUGCUGUGGAAGGGCACGGUAUCAGGCUCCUAUCCACCCUCUACCGCCUCGACUCUGAAGUGUAGUAAACGCAAAGACACAGAAAACGACGACUGCUUCUGCUUCAGGGAUAAGCAGAUUCCAGAGCUUGCAGGACAGUAUGUUGUCCAGUUUGUGUUGGCUUUGGACGAAACCAAACAUCUGUGGAGCAAGCAGACUCCACUAAAUGUUGUUGCCAAUAAAGCGGUGAAAUUAGCCCCCGAGGCUCCAGCUUCAACUCCUGUUGUGUCCAAUAGUAGCAAUCGGACCAAUCGCACACUGCUAGACAGCUUAAAUCUGAAGAUCAUGGACCAAUACGGUAACGCUGCUGGUGAGGGUUUAGAUGGAAAAGUGAUUGUUACUGUAAAAGGCACCGGAGACGUGGCGCUUCCUUUGUUUGAGAAUGGAGAAACAAGUGUGUCAUACAGCUUCACUAACGGGGAGACUCUCAUUACUGAUUUGGCACUUUUGGAGAACAGUCCCGGUGUGGAUGGAGCCGAGUACAUCCUUCAGUUCAGUGCUGAGAUUCAUCAGAAAAGUGUUGCCAUCGCUCCAUAUAUCCUGCCUCUCAGAUUCUGCAACGAUGCAGAAAAUCAGAAAGUCAUAGUGAGUCUAAGUAAGAAGAAAGAUCGCCUUUCCCAAACCGUUUUGAUGUACCAGGAAUUUUUCGAUACCAAUAAUCAACUAACAUCUGAACUUGAAUGUCAGGUGCGAGAUGCAACUCACAAACUAAACGAGCUCAAGCCAGAGCUCAUGAAAUGUGGUUUAGACGUCUCAGAACUAACCACUGUAUCCACAAUAGAGAAAGUUAUAAAUGACAAGAAAGCAAUUUUGACCAAGAUAGAGAAUCAGCCUCUGCGGAAAUGCGGCAUUUCUGACCCUUUCAAAGGCAGCCCACAGGUUCUGGGAAAGAAAAAAAAACCUCUGCGGAAAUGCGGCAUUUCUGACCCUUUCAAAGGCAGCCCACAGGUUCUGGGAAAGGUGGGUCAUCUGGCACAGGUGGAGGAUGAUGAUGCAGCGAAGGUGAUCUCUUGGCAUAUUCUGGGUGACAUGGACUGUGUGGUUACUGAAACUACAUCUGCUGCCAAGAAAAUCUAUGAUGAUACGCAAGGACGACAACAAGUCAUUCCCCUCGAGACGGUCUUCUGGAGACCAAAUGACAGGCCUCUGCCUCACAUCAGGAAUGGCUCACCUCUCUUCCGUCCCAUUGGUAAUCCUGAGUUUGUAAAAGACAUGCUCAUUUUUCCUGAGCACGUAGAAAGCUGCAAUAAAGUUUUUGCAAGUCUUCUUGGAGACACCAUACUAAUUGAUGACUUGGAUUCUGCUAAUCAUUAUCGUCGGGGGGUGGUUCAGAAUAAGAUGCAGUGCCCCACGCUCUUAACGCGUCAGGGCGAGCGGAUACGCAGCAACGGGAAGUUCGGAGGACUGCAGAACAAGGCUCCGUCCAUUGAGAAACUUCGAGGACAAGUGUUUGGAGCGCCAUUACCCAAAGAGUACAACCGCAUACGCCAUCAGAUGGAGUUACUGCAGCAGUGUUGUGUUGCAAUGCAGAAGGCCUCUGAGGUCCGGUCUGAGUAUAACAGUCAUUUGGAGCACCUGCAGAGUCCUGAGAUGAAACAGAAACAACAAGACCUCCAGCAGCAAGAGCAAGAGCUAAGGGAACUUGAGGAAACCCUUGCCAGCACUCCUACACGACUGUACGCUGUAAGAGUGAAAAGGAUCCUUGAGCCAGAAACGCCCGAGCCCUCAGUCCCUUCUAAAAGAUCCCGGCGCAAAACACGCAAACUGGAUUCAUGAAGUUGCACGAGCUGACAGCUGAUGCAGUGCUUUUUUAUUAGGUUAAUCAGUGUCAAAAAAAUAUUUUAUGUUCAUUUGCAAAUCCUUUUUUUGUUCACUCUUUACAGAUUAUGACUUGUCUGAUUGAAGCAGAAAGCAAAAAAAAAAGUUCAAUAAUUGGACUGUGUCCAUAAUAUAUUUUGUGUCUUUCUUUGAGGAAAAAAAAGUUUUUACACUUGCAUCAGGUCUUGUCUUUUUUUUUUAAUUCAACAAACCUUCCAGCAGUCACACUUUCACUGGAGCUCUAUUCAAGUGGGAUUGUUUUCUCAUCAUAUGUUUAUAAAGUUCAGUGUAUACUUUGGUUUUUGCACGCAUACAUUGUAGUGGAUGCAUACAGCUUACAAUAGCAUUUCAACAGAUAUUCCAUUAAACCAUAUGCACCAUAGUGGACAUUGAUUGCACUUUUCCACUCAAGUGUCUAAAUUCACUAAUCGUUUUCAUUCACUCCUUCAAGUGGACUAUUAUAGUGAUCUAAUAUGGGAAAUAAUUUAUCCAACUUAUUUUUCAGCAUGACAGCUAUUCAUUACCAUAACAAACUGAUGUCCUUU
Messenger RNA from Sinocyclocheilus rhinocerous, 6239 nucleotides. Its product is annotated as structural maintenance of chromosomes flexible hinge domain-containing protein 1-like. Gene Ontology annotation, molecular function: protein binding; ATP binding. The transcript is spliced from 48 exons. Gene Ontology annotation, biological process: double-strand break repair; chromosome organization. The record is from RefSeq and is a predicted model, not a curated record. Lineage: Eukaryota; Metazoa; Chordata; Actinopteri; Cypriniformes; Cyprinidae. Gene Ontology annotation, cellular component: chromosome. The annotation marks the transcript as partial.